This is a messenger RNA of Haliotis rubra (blacklip abalone), 1582 nucleotides long. Its product is annotated as sialate O-acetylesterase-like. The transcript has 9 exons. Gene Ontology annotation, molecular function: sialate O-acetylesterase activity. Gene Ontology annotation, biological process: carbohydrate metabolic process. NCBI's taxonomy places the organism in Eukaryota, Metazoa, Mollusca, Gastropoda, Lepetellida, Haliotidae. Bases 65 to 1561 code for a protein of 498 amino acids. The record is from RefSeq and is a predicted model, not a curated record.
UAUAAGUUUACAUUCAAGCUUUACGCAUCGUAGCCAGUUUAAAGGAUUGGAGUAAAAUCUGGAGAUGCUUCAGUUAUUUAUUUUAACCUUGUUCUUGGCAGGUUCCGAUGGCGCCCUGCAGUUUGCUUCCUACUACCAGGACCACAUGGUUCUACAGAGAGGUCCUCAGCGGGCCGUCAUCUGGGGACAUGCCACAAAAAUAGGGGACACUGUCACAGUUGCCAUCGCUGGCCAUGGCUCGGUCACGGGUACUGUCACCAAAGAUGCUGCAGGACAUGGGACGUGGAAGGUCAAGCUGCCCGCUAUGACGUCCAAAGGUCCUUUCACUGUGUCCGCUACUUCGAGUGAGGGGUCGGUGACCAUCAAGGAUGUCCUCUUCGGUGAUGUUUGGCUCUGUGGUGGUCAAAGUAACAUGGCGUUUCCAGCUGGACAUGUUUUUAAUAGCACUGCUGAAUUAGAAGCAUCUCUGAAGUACGUGGACAUACGUGUCAUGCGAGUAAGUCACGCCCAGUCGACAACACCGCUCACGGAACUUGGGGCACAAUAUGACGUCGCUAAGUGGCAGGCACCAACAAAAGCUGGUAUCAGCACUUUCUCUGCUGUGUGCUGGUUCUACGGCGAGUACCUCUACCCUGACAGAAAGUAUCCUAUUGGUUUGAUCGCGUCCGACUGGGGAGGUACGCCCAUCGAAGCCUGGUCCUCUCCCGAUGCCCUAUCGGCAUGUUCCCAUCACACAAAGCGAGGUCCACGUGCAGCCACUGUUCUCUGGAACUCAAUGAUUAAUCCUCUUCUAGACCUUACCAUAUAUGGAGCUAUAUGGUACCAAGGUGAGGGAAACCGUGAUUAUGCUGAUCUAUAUUCAUGUCAGUUCCCUGCUAUGAUCAGCGACUGGCGACAGAAGUUUCACAAGGCUUCGUUGGGAGAAACGAGCGAUACCUUCCCAUUUGGUUUCGUCCAGUUGGCAGGCUAUCGUCAGAGCGCUACAAUGAUCGGGGGGUUUCCUGGACUGAGAUGGGCCCAAACAGCGAACCAUGGCACUGUUCCUAAUCAGGAUCUGAAGAAUGUCUUCAUGGCGGUCGCUAUGGAUCUACCUGACUACAAGUCGCCAUAUAGCAUCAUCCAUCCCCGAUACAAGCAAGAUGUUGCUAGGCGACUGGUUCAAUCUGCUCGAGGAGUUGCUUACAAUGAACAAGGGGUGUUGUACCAGGGUCCUUUUCCCAAAACUGUAACAGAAAAUGGACCACAACACACAAUGAAUAUCAUCUACAACUACGGCCCCAUAACGGUUAACUCAAACAGUGGAUUUGAGGUGUGCUGCUCAGCUGCUGCAAAGUGUGGUCCUCAAGAUACAUGGGUGGCCGCACCGAUCCAGUCCCACCAAGACAACGAGGUGAUUCUGUCCACACGAUCUUGUAGCCACAAGGUCGUGGGUGUGAGGUACGCCUGGAGAGAGAGUCCCUGUGACUACAAGAAGUGCGCCAUAUAUGGGAGGGAAACGUCACUUCCGGCUCCCCCAUUCUUACACACAGACAAUUUCGGGCCUGGACAAAUCAUUGGUUAAUAAAUCUUAUAAUGUGUUGAA